Messenger RNA from Striga asiatica, 393 nucleotides. The record is from the annotation of a GenBank genome assembly. Lineage: Eukaryota; Viridiplantae; Streptophyta; Magnoliopsida; Lamiales; Orobanchaceae.
AUGAAAUCAAAGUUGGGUGAAGCUCAGAUAGCAACACACUUGCAGCUUAUCACAUCACAAUCAGAACCCAAUUUCCCCACAGAACAACUCACCAAAACACCAUCCACACAAGAUCCCACACUCCCAACAUCGAACAUCACCGUACUAAGUCCCUUCCCUAUAACAAAAAUCUUCCUCCCGAUUCCCACUAGCCGACAUGGCGGGAAAACGAGGUGGGUUGAUAUUCUCCUCACGGCCAUCCAUUCCCGAACAUCCUCCUGCCACAUCAUCAGCCUCAAACCUGACACCUGGUCCAAAACGUACAACCUCCCGUCGAUCACGACAGCUGGACCCCGCCAGCCAGAUGCCACGUCAUCAUCCCCAUGUUGCCAGAUUCCGCUCGAAGGAUCAUAA